AUGGCCGAGGACGACGAUAACAUGAGCGACCAAGAGGUCAACAACGAAGACGCCGAGACUGAACAGAAAAUCAUCAAUGAAGAAUACAAGACGUGGAAGAAGAACGCUCCUUUCCUCUAUGAUAUGAUCCUCAGCACGGCCCUAGAUUGGCCUACUCUUACAACUCAGUGGUUCCCAGAUGUGACAGCGGUACCCGACACCAACUACUCAAAACACCGUCUGUUGAUCGGCACACAUACGGCUGAAGGUCAACCGAACUACCUAGAAGUGGCCAGCGUCCAGUUACCCAAUCGCAAGAAACCAGAUGUGAAAGACUACAAUGAAGAGACAGGAGAAAUUGGUGGAUAUGGAGGGGGCUCAUCGGGCAAAAGUCAAAUUGAAGUCAAGUUCAACAUUGUCCAGAAAAUUGACCAUCCCGGCGAGGUCAACAAGGCACGAUACCAGCCACAGAACCCGAAUGUUAUCGCAACCAUGUGCACCGACGGGCGAGUCAUGAUCUGGGACAGAUCAAAACUACCCGGCUUGCCUUCAGGAAGGCCUAACCCCACAAUAGAGCUUAGUGGGCACACCAAGGAGGGCUACGGUCUAAGCUGGGAUCCUCACCAGUCGGGUCAGUUGGCCACAGCGAGUGAAGACUUUACAGUCCGACUUUGGGACAUUACGCAGGCAUCGAAGACCAACAAGUUGCUCGGCGAGUCUCGCAAAUACACCCACCAUUGGGGCAUCGUGAACGACGUACAGUUCCAUCCCAUUAUCCCCAAUCUGCUAGGAACAGUGUCGGACGAUCUCACCAUGCAGAUACUGGAUCUGAGACAGGGUGACACUACGCGAUCGGCCGCCAAGAGCGAGAGCCAGCACCGGGAUGCAAUCAAUGCUAUUGCGUUCAACCUCUCAGUGGAAACUGUGGUGGCGACUGGAAGCGCUGACAAGACCAUUGCAAUCUGGGACCUGCGGAAUCUCAAGGACAAGUUGCACGUCCUCGAAGGGCACAAUGACAGCGUGACGACGUUAGAGUGGCAUCCAUUUGAAGAGUCGGUUCUCGCAUCAAGCAGUUAUGAUCGAAGGAUCAUGUUUUGGGAUCUGUCCAAAGUCGGCGAGGAGCAGACCCCCGAAGACAGCGAAGAUGGACCUCCAGAGCUGCUGUUCAUGCACGGAGGACAUACCAAUCGCAUCAGCGACUUCUCCUGGAACAAAAACAUUCCCUGGGUGGUCUGCAGUGCAGCGGAUGACAACUUGAUCCAGGUUUGGAAGGCUGCCGAGGCUAUCGUUGGUCCUGAUGAUGAAGACGUCCCAAUGAAUGAGCUGGAAGGCUGA
Messenger RNA from Fonsecaea multimorphosa CBS 102226, 1314 nucleotides. RefSeq names its product histone acetyltransferase type B subunit 2. The record is from RefSeq and is a predicted model, not a curated record. Gene Ontology annotation, molecular function: histone binding. Gene Ontology annotation, biological process: regulation of gene expression. Bases 1 to 1314 code for a protein of 437 amino acids. The transcript has 3 exons. Gene Ontology annotation, cellular component: Rpd3L complex; cytoplasm; nucleus. Lineage: Eukaryota; Fungi; Ascomycota; Eurotiomycetes; Chaetothyriales; Herpotrichiellaceae.